AAGUCCUGAAAUUCUGAUAAAUAUAAAAAAACUAGCCGGUCGGUAAUCUAACGCUGUUUGUGCAAGGGAGAUAACUUUGCAUUUUUACGACAUUAACGUAUGUUAUAUAUAAACCGUAAAGCGUUCUAACUUUUAACGACAGUUGGCUUUACUUUCUGUCUCGAGGUCCCGCCAAAUUUCUCCGUUUCUUUGUUCUGAUUACUGAAGUGGGUCACGGGCUAUUUGUCAUCAUGCCUCCAGGCAAAUGUUUAUUCAACCCACGUUGGCUGAAACAGGCUGAGUACGCCAGAUGGCUGGAGUCGGACCCAGGAAACAAAUUAAGCGCCAAAUGCAAGAUCUGCGUUAAAUCGAUUGACGUAUCAAACAUGGGAGAACCAGCAUUGCGCAGUCAUGCCAAGGGACAGAAACACCACAACGUCUCGAGGAAUUAUCUUCUGGAUUUGUCAUUAGAGACUUUUUUCAACCUAAACGCACAACUGCCACAAUAACAGCACAGUCAUGUGAAGAUCUCCCUACGACCUCUGCAGCCUCAAGUACCGGUAGACCAACUUCGACUUCCGUGCCUAGUUUUGUAACAAAGUCGGAAUGUUUGCACGCGGAAAUAUUGUGGACACUAAAAGUGAUCGCAUCUCAUUACUCCUUCAAAUCCUGUGCAGAUACCCAGCACCUGUUUGCAGAAAUGUUCCCAGACUCUGAUAUAGCCAAACAGUUUGCUUGUGGCGAGAGGAAAUGUGCGUAUUUAUGUACAUUCGGAAUCGCGCCAUACCUGAAACACAGACUGUCAAAAAAAAUCUCAGACGCAGACGGUUACGUCCUCCUCUUCGACGAAAGUUUAAACAAGGUGACUAGAAAUAAGCAAAUGGACAUACACGCCAGGAUUUGGGAUGAAGGACUGGUUGGCACCCAUUACUUCACCUCUCUAUUCAUGGGACAUGCCACAGCUGAGGACAUGAUCGAACACUUUGAAACUGGCACGGACGGGCUCAAUAUGAGAAGACUUCUACAGCUGUCCAUGGAUGGACCUUCCGUCAACAGGAAAUUUCAUCGCAUGUUCCAAACCAAGAUCUCUUCCACUUAUGACCACUUUCUUCUGAAUGUUGGGAGCUGUGGGCUUCAUAUCGUACAUGGAGCAUUUGAGGAUGGUGCAAGUGCAUCUGGUUGGCAGAUUCAGGAUGUGUUGAGAGGCCUUUACACGUUAUUCAAGGACACGCCUGCACGAAGGGAAGAUUUCAUUAAAUGUACAGAAUCAACCACUUUCCCAAUGAAAUUUUGCCCCCACAGAUGGGUGGAGAAUGUUCCUGUGGUUGAACGAGCACUCUCCAUAUGGCUUAACAUUCAGAAGUAUGUGAAACAGGUUAAUAAAGGACAUUGUGACAACCCAAAGACAGUUUCAUACAAGACUGUAUCAGAUGCAACCAAAGACAAGAUUAUUGUUGUAAAACUUUUGUCAUUUUUGUCUAUUGCCAAAACUAUUCAGCUAUUUUUGACACAAUACCAAACUGACAAACCAAUGCUACCAUUCCUGGCUGAGGAUUUGUUUCGUCUGAUACGAUCUUUAAUGAAAAGGUUCCUCAAAGAAGAUGUGGACAUAAGCACGGUAAACAAACUUGUUAAGGUCAAUCUUGAAGACAAAGAUCUUCACAAGAGCUACACUGAUGUUGAUCUCGGGUUUGCGGCAGAAAAGGAGCUCAAGAAAAUCAAGAGCUCUUCCUCUGGCCUAAAGUUAGUGACAGAGAGAUCCUUGAGCUACGCAUGCAAUGCAAAGGAAAAAGCAGAAGAGACAGGGCAGUUGGACUUUGUUAGAAAGUCCAACAGUUUGCGAAGAACAGCGAAGCAGAAGAAACGAGAACUUGCCACCAUUGCUUCUACCUUGGAUGAGAGACUGCAAGAGUUAAAAAAGUGA
Molecule: messenger RNA, 1903 nt
Organism: Liolophura sinensis
Lineage: Eukaryota; Metazoa; Mollusca; Polyplacophora; Chitonida; Chitonidae
Exons: 3
Coding region: 680-1903 (407 amino acids)
Source: RefSeq, a predicted model, not a curated record